UGGCGGCGAGGGUGCUGUUCCUCCAGUCUCUUACCAGUGUCUUUGUCUCACACUCUUUUGUUAGCCAUGCCUAGCUUGCUGGUUCUAGCAGGGAUCAUGGAGAAAAAUGGGGGCUACGGCGGGGAUUUGGCCGGCUCCGGCUUCGGUAGCGAGGGUCUCCUGGUGCCACCCGAGGAGGAGGAGGACGAUUCCCGUGCCCUUAGAGUUGCGCUGGGCCAACUGUCGCUGCUGGGUCUUGGAGAGGGCGAGGACGGGGCUCCUGCGGGUGGAGGUGGUGGUGGUGGAGGAGUUCAAGACAGGAGUAACAAUAACCACCACAAUCACAUCCCAGCCGAUUCGGGAAUGUUACAAGGGAAGAACAAGUUGUGCGCCCUGUACGAGAGCUCGCCCACCGAAACCAAAGGACGGGGCUGCAACAUAACGGAGUGCGUCCCCGUGCCAAGCUCCGAACAUGUGGCCGAAAUAGUGGGGAGGCAAGGUUGCAAAAUCAAAGCUUUGCGCGCAAAGACGAACACCUACAUCAAGACCCCCGUCCGAGGCGAAGAACCAGUCUUCCUCAUCACCGGCCGCAAAGAGGACGUGGCCCUGGCCAGACGUGAAAUCAUCUCAGCUGCGGAGCACUUCUCCAUGCUGCGGGCCUCCAGGAACAAGUUGGGCGUCUCUUUCAGCGGCUCGCCUCCUGCGCCGCUACCUGGCCAGACCACCAUACAGGUGCGGGUGCCCUACCGCGUCGUGGGUUUGGUGGUCGGGCCGAAAGGCUCAACUAUAAAACGCAUCCAGCAGCAAACGUGCACUUACAUCGUGACUCCGAGCCGCGACCGUGACCCCGUCUUUGAGAUCACCGGCUCCCCCGGGAACGCCGAACGGGCGAGGGAAGAAAUCGAGGCGCACAUUGCCUUCCGCACGGGUGGCCUGCAUGACCACAACAAUGAGAACGACUGCUUGGGACCUGACAGCGGCAACGGGGGUCUGGAGAGCCGCCUGCAGCAGGUGUGGGGGCUACAGGGGGCCCCGCGCAAGCCGCUUGCCAGCAGCUAUCGCCAGAAUUUCUCAGACGCCAUGGUCGGAAGUAGCGGAGGAGGAGGUGGAGGAGGAGGAGGUGGGAUUUACAGUAAAGGUGACUUUACCAACCACAGCAGUGGGGACAAGCCAUGCUCCUACUUUGGAUCCGAGGGCACUCAAAGCUGGGGUGAUCCCGACUAUCCCAAACAGGUGGCUUACUACGCCCAGCAGCGCUCCAAAAGCUUUGGAGGCCUGCCUCUUCCUCUGACCAGACUGUCGCCGGGACUGCCCGAACCGUGCGGCACCGGAAACUCCAACGCCGUCGGGUCUCCACACGCCCAGGCGCGCCGCGCCCACAGCGAGCCCACCGCCGCCACCGCUGCAUUCACGGGACGUCUCCCGGUGCCGGAUUCUCCGCCCGCCGUGGCUCGGGACUGCAUGACCUGCUUUGAGAGCAAAGUGACCGCCGCUCUGGUCCCAUGCGGUCAUAACCUGUUCUGCAUGGAGUGCGCCAUCCGAAUUUGUGAGCUAAACCAUCCGGAGUGUCCUGUCUGCCACACCCUGGUCACACAGGCCAUCCGGAUAUUCUCUUAAAAAGAAAAACGUCUUUGUUUUGUUUUUGUUUUUUGUUUUUUUGUGGUUCGUUUUUACUCUGUAGAAUCAGUUCACUUUUAAUCUUUUUUUUAUUUGGUCAGUAUUCACUUUUUUUUAUUUUUCAGAAAACACAAAACCAAAACAAGCAGAUAUUUUAGAACACACUGCUUGGUUUACUAAAAAGAGGAAGAAGUAUUUUCAGAUUUUUCUUUUAUAUGUACACAUAUAUACAUAUAUAUUUUAUAAAGGUUUUUUUAAAAAUGGAAAGAACGUAGUUCUUAGCAUGUUCGUUUGUUUUGCUUUACUUUAUUUAAUUUUUUUACUGGUGCUGUUUUUUUCCACAUGCUGUGUGUGGACAGUAACAGAAGAAAUAAUGUGAACAUUUUACACUUUUCCUUUGCUGGGGAGGUUAUUAUUAUAUAUAUAAAAGAAAAAUAUCAUUACGAGUUUAUUUCCUAAGAUUGGAGUAUAGUUUUACAUCCCAGCAUCUGCAAAUGAGCGAGUAUUCUUUUUUUAAGGCAAACUAGAAUCUUAAAUCUUUGCACCUUAAAACUGAUGUAAAGUGAUUGUCGACAAAACAUUACAUUGCUAGAUGUCUAUGCGAAACAGAUGGUAUAGAAAUAGGGGCUGAUAUAUACGACCUGAUGGCUUUAAAUUCGGUUCACAUUCUAAACGACACAAUUACCGACGUAGUAUCUGCUUUGCAAAUCAAUAUUCGAACGGGUAAUUGACGUGUAAAACAGGGAGUUUCUCUUUUUUUGGGUUUUGUUUUGUUUCUGCACCAGUGAGCCUAUUAUGUGAUGUAUCUAAAACGGUCUUAUUAGGUACAAUACGAAAAAAAAAAAGGAAAAAACUACUAGAGCAAACUGAUUGGUCAGCUCAAAAAACCUUGGAACGCAUCCAGCGUUCUGUUUUCAAGAGGACUUUCCCGGGUUCUUUUAGUAAUGCUUUUAUUUAUGUUUCUGCACUCGGUCAGUGCGUUUAUGAUUUUUCCUUUUCCACAUUAUUUAGUAAAACGCUGAGCAUAAGGCAUAAGAUGAAGUACAAGAAAAGCAGAGGGGGCGAUUGAGGGGAGGGGGUCUGUAAUCUGAUCCUGAAUAGACCAAAUAGACAAAAGCAAGCAAGUCUAAGAGCUACGGUACAAUGUAAAUCACCCGUUCCCGAGGUGCUGCGUUUGAGUUGCAAAGCGUCCUCUGACUGUCCGUCUGCACUGAGGCAGGUGUUGCAUAUCGUACUUUAGAUUAAGUUUUUUUUUAUUUUCCGAGGGUCGGGCUUGUCGGGGGGGACUGUGCUCUAAUUCUACCAAGCGCUCAUUCGCUGUAAUGACUACAGAGCUCCUCCCAGCGAGUAUAUUGUUUUGUCGCAGUGGUGGUACAAUCCCCGGAGCGCCCCGACAUGGCCUGCCCUAGGAGGAGCUGAUAAUUAGCCAUACAUCAGAGUCCAGGUGCAAAGCAACUGCUGUAGGAAGGAGGGGCGGCGUACAGUGGCGUGAAUGAGGACGGAGAUGCCGCGCAGGGGGCUAAACUAGGUGCAGCUGGGGCCCCUCCUGUUGAUCGCUUGCUCGCUCCCGUUCUGGUAUUCCCACUGGGGAGAAAGGGGGCCUCUUUUGUCCUGCCGUGGGGUGAAAAAAAAAGUCCAAGAGCAGAUUUUAUUUCAAAGAGAAAAGCUGGCCGUUCUGGGCAGAGAGUGUGACUAGAUAGACCCAAAGCAUUUUCAUUCGGAGAUUUCUCGUUUAAUGCGCACAAGAGGCAGGCCGUCGAAGUUUCCAUGGAGUCUUCCUUCAUGAGCGGGACAUCCUGCCGUGACCCCCUCGAGACAGGCCUGCCAGCGCACGGUCACGAGCAGCCAAUCGGAGAACAACCUUGAACUCUACAAUGAAAUCAGACAAUUGUAAUUGACAAGAAAGCAGGGGGGGAAACGCCCAAUUUGGUGGCCGCUCAUGCUGAAUCAAAUUACACACCCACUGCCUGUCUCAUUGCAGGCUGGGGAUUUUGGAAUAGGGGAUUAGAGCGUUCGGAGGUUGGGAAACUGUCUUUUUUUUCUCCCCCCUUUGCUAGAAGGCCACUACAAAAGAAUGGAGCCACUGAAAAUGUACUCAGUUUGAAAUGGGUCAGUUUUUCCCCCAUCGAGCCUCUCUGCACCAUUGCCACAUGUGCGCGGUGUUAGAAGAUAUGCUAGGGUAAGCUUGUGAUUGUAUUUAACUUACUAUAACGAUUUACCUUUGAGCCAUUAGCAUCUUAAAUAUUAGUUUUGAAAAACUUUUGGACUGUUACAGCAGAUAGUCGUUUGCCUCAUCUGAGUUUAUGCGUUAUGUCCGCGUUAGCGCCUUUGUGUUCCUUUCUAGAAGCGUAAUAAGGUACUUUGUUUAACUGAAAUAUUUUUCAAGUCCCUUUAAGUAACUCUCAGAUUUGAGAUACGAAACUGAAAAGGCUUAACAAAUUAAAGCUCUUAAAAGCACCUUAUUUUGAAGCAAGCAGCAUUUGCAAUCGUGAAGCAUGUGCAUUUCUCGAUAGCGAACUCGAACGGCAAAUAUUCUUGUUAUUGCACUUAGGUUAUAUUUUGGGUUUGCACGGAUAGCAUAUUUUAAACAAGCCACUUAUGGGUCGCGGUCGGGAGUCUUUAGAAAUAGCAUCUUUAAUAUGAAGGGACAACAAUACGACGGUAGUUUCUUACCUUUCUUCAAAUCCCCAGCACUGAUCAGGGACAGACGUUCGUCCAUCGAAGGAAUGUAUGUUUGUGCAUUUCGGUCGUUUAUAUAUAUGAACCAAAACCAUUUUACAAAUAGAAUCAAUUAUGCAAACCUUAACAGCUCGAAUUUUAGAAUCUGAUUCAGUAGCUAUCUGUCUAUAUGCCGCAUUUGUUCUCCUGCCUCUUUUAAGGUCACUAGGUCAGGAAACAGCAAUAACUGUCUUAACAAAACAAGUCAAUCCUUAUCCAAAAAUGCACUGUUACAAAAAAGGUUGAUAACCCUAAGAAUUGUCUAAAGCCAUGCACAUUGUAUUUACCCGAUUACAGCCCCUUCAAGCAGACUUUCCCAAUUAGAAAAUGCAGCACUUCAAAAGUUUUUUUUUUUUUUGUUUUUUAACCAAACGUCGCAAC
This is a messenger RNA of Labeo rohita (rohu), 4695 nucleotides long. It is a transcript of the gene mex3a, whose product is annotated as mex-3 RNA binding family member A. The transcript has 2 exons. Lineage: Eukaryota; Metazoa; Chordata; Actinopteri; Cypriniformes; Cyprinidae. The coding region runs from base 67 to 1596 and encodes 509 amino acids. Gene Ontology annotation, molecular function: RNA binding. The record is from RefSeq and is a predicted model, not a curated record.